GGCUCUGAUCAGACUACUAGAAGAAGAAGGAAAUUUUUUUGUUUUUUUGGUGUAAUUGCAUUGCAAUUUGUGCAUAAUUUCUAAAAAUAAUUUAUAAUUAUCACACCUAUAAACAAUAUAAUAUAAAAAAUUUAAAAUACAAUAACUUCUUAAUGGAUUAAGACAGUUACCAAUAAAAACCAUGCUUGGAUAGCAAUAAAUUUCUGAGAAAUUAAAAACAGUUGUGUAAAAUAGUGCAAAACAAAAGAAAAAUCAUUGUUUUUAAACGAAAUGUAUUGAACAAGAAAAAAAAGACCCCUGCCAAGAAACUCCCCUUAAAAAGUGAGCUGCCAAAAACAAUAAAACAUUUAACUAUUGUAUUAGUAAUAAUAUUUACUAAAGUGUAAAAAUAUUUUGUGUUUUUUUGAGGGGAAAAUGUUUAAAAUCGAUAAUAAACAGGAGGGCACACCAGCCAUUAUGGAGCCUUACGAUUCUUUGACCUUCUACAAGGAAGAAGCUUUAAAACCCGAUGUUGUCAGUGAUGCCGAUUUUAAAUCAAUCACAAUUACUUCUACCGACUAUGAUGUUACCGACAAUUCAACAGAACGUUCAUUUCUUCUCAUGGAUGGCAAUGAAAAGCUACACAUCUCGUCGCCAGAAUUAUUUUGUAAACAAUUAAAAUGUUCCAAUACGGCCAAAAUAAAAGUGGUGACCAUAUUUGGCAACACCGGUGAUGGUAAAUCACAUACAAUGAAUCAUGCCUUCUUCAAGGGAGAGGAAGUGUUUAAAACAUCACCCGAACAGAAUUCCUGUACACUAGGAGUAUACGCCGCCAUGCAGCCCGAAUUGGGGGUAUUAUGUUUGGACACAGAGGGUUUACUCUCUACGUCAUCGCAAAGCAAUAGACGCAUGCGUAUGUUACUUAAGGUUUUAGCCAUAUCAGAUAUAGUUAUAUAUCGCACCAGAUCGGAGCGUUUGCACAGUGAUAUGUAUGAGUUUUUGGGCACCGCUUCUAAAGCAUUUUGUUUGCAUUUUUCACAAGCCCUGCAGUCGUUGUCUAUGCAGGGCUCGGCUAACUUAGGGCCGGCGGUUAUAGUGUUUCAUGAAACUAGACAUACCAAACCUUUGCAAAAUUCCGUCGAGGAAAGUGCUGAGGAAAAAAUGCGUGAAAGUUUCGCCCGUUUAAAUUAUGACAUCAAGGCAUUUAGUUCUUUACGUUAUGUGGGCAUACAAACCUCUUCGAGCGGCUCUACUGACUACAGCAAAUUGAUAUUUGCUUUACGUUGUGAUUUAGAAAAUACCACUGUACGUUCUCCCCGUCCGCCCAGCGUUAUAUUCAAGGCUAUGCAUGCUUUGAAUAAAAAAUUCUCGGGUGAAAUUUCCGAAAAAUCUAUAAAUCCCUUUCCCGAACAGUAUUUCACUUGUCCCAUAUUGUGUGCCUCUUGCAAUCGACGCUGCCAACGUUCCAUGGGUCAUGAUGGUGAAUCACAUCUUAAUUCUCAACCCUGCCAGCAUCAGCAUCAAUUCGAAAACAAAGUAGAACUUUGUAAAUCUUGUUAUAAUAAUGGCCGAGAGGUUAUUGUUUCACGCCUUGAUGGCUGGACUCAUUGUUCGAUAAAUUGUCCACAUUGUGGUGAGAUAGCACGUACAUUUAAAUAUUGGAAUGGUACUCAAGAUUGUGAAGCUAUACGUACACAAACGGUACAUGUUUGGAAGGAUAGUAAUUUGUUGGCCAAAGGUCCCACGCAUUCGGGACAAAUGGUUUUAGAUAAGGUUUCAUAUGUGUGUGAAGCUUUUACAAAUUUUUCGUCACAACCCACGGGAGCAUUGAAGGAAUGGUGUGCUGACAAGGUGGCACCCAAGUACUGGAAGCCAAAUAAUGAAAUAACGCAUUGCUUUUCUUGCAAGAAAAACUUUGAAAAAACCGGUUUACGUAAACAUCAUUGUCGCGGCUGUGGCGAGGGUUUCUGUGAUGCCUGCAGUCAAUAUCGUAUGCCAGUACCUGCCCGUAAAUGGUUCGAUUAUGUGAGAGUUUGCAGUGAUUGUCGCCAGCAAUUAUUGCAGCAACCAGACACUAUGCCAGGAACAAUGGCAGCAGCUAAUGCUACUACUUCUGCGGGCAUUAUAACAGAAGAAGAUGUAACGGUACGCAAAUGUGGUGAAACAUUAUAUAAUACGGUCAGUAAAGUGGCUUCAGCUGCCAUAGAAUGUACCAAAGAAAUUAUUAAAGAUACUGCUAGACCCGAUUAUUGGGUACCAGAUGCUGAAGCUGUACGCUGUCACAUUUGUAAAAUGCAAUUUGGCACUGCCGAGGAAUUGGCAUUGGCUCAUGUCUCUCUCGAUACGCCACAAAGUCCUCAGAAAGCAUUUAAAGGUGGUGAUUGUAAACGUCAUCAUUGUCGCAAAUGUGGUCAGGGUGUAUGUGCUGAAUGUUCCAAAACCCGUAGACCAGUACCUGAUCGUGGUUGGUUAGAUGAUGUGCGUGUCUGUGAUGAAUGUGUUAAUGAUAUAUCUACGUCUGUGGCUGUGCCCGGCUCCUCUUCAACCUCUUCAUCUAACAUUAAUCAGUCUCAUCAACAGCAAACGACGAAAUCCCCUUUAGAUGAUCCAUUAAAAACCAAAGUUGAAUAAAAUCAUAUUCAUCAUUUGUAUGUUACGGUUUGAUUUUGUUUUUGUUUUGAUUUUUUUUCUUUUUUUAAGAUAAUUUGGAGAUUAUAUACUCUACAGUUUUGUGUUUUAUAGUUUUUUUGCAACGUCUUCUUCUUGUGAUAUUUGAAUACCAUUAUUAUUAUAUGUAUGUUAAAAAAAAUCAUAUAGUAUAUAUAAUAUUAAAAAAAGGUUAGUAAAAAAAAGUUAUGUAUGUUGAAUUUUAACGAAAAAAAGGAAUAUUUGUAAAA
Messenger RNA from Lucilia sericata (common green bottle fly), 2876 nucleotides. Its product is annotated as zinc finger FYVE domain-containing protein 1-like. The transcript is spliced from 7 exons. NCBI's taxonomy places the organism in Eukaryota, Metazoa, Arthropoda, Insecta, Diptera, Calliphoridae. Bases 415 to 2610 code for a protein of 731 amino acids. Gene Ontology annotation, molecular function: metal ion binding. The record is from RefSeq and is a predicted model, not a curated record.